Micromonas commoda is the source of this 1560-nucleotide messenger RNA. RefSeq lists its product with no specific name. The record is from RefSeq and is a predicted model, not a curated record. Lineage: Eukaryota; Viridiplantae; Chlorophyta; Mamiellophyceae; Mamiellales; Mamiellaceae. Gene Ontology annotation, biological process: negative regulation of TORC1 signaling. The coding region runs from base 1 to 1560 and encodes 519 amino acids. The transcript has a single exon.
AUGGCGGAAGGGAGCGACGAUCCCUUCCCCGAGGGCCUCCUCGCCCACGCGGAGCUUCAGCUCCGGCGGGCGUACGAACACUCGGCGUUCGAGCGCGCGCGGGAGGUUGCCGACCGCACCGGCGGCGGCGGCGCCGCGUCCACCUCCGAUGGCCCCGCCGACGUCGCGGCGUUGGACCCUCCGUCGCCAAAUGACGGCAUCGUCGCCGCGCUCGACGCGCUCCGUCGGAUCGCCGUCGAGUCCGCGGCGCGCGCCGGCGCGCACGCGAACGAGGGCAAGGAUGACGCCGCCGACGCCAAACGUCGACGAAAGGGCGAGGCGGGGACGGCGGAGGCGGGCGGGAGCGACGGCGGGGGGGACGCGACGAGGCGCGGGAGACAUCGCCAUCUCGCCAAGAGCGCCCCCGCGAGGUUCAACCGCGACGUGCGCUCCCUGACGACCGCACUGCGCGGGGACUGGACCACUGCGUACGAGCUGAUCGUGGCGAGGACGAUCGACGCGUCGCGCGCGGUGGCGCGAGCGGAGUCGCACGCGGCGCGCAGCGCGUGGAGGAGAGAAACCAUCGUCUCGCGACACCGCGAGCUCCGAGCGACGGUGGCGGCGAGUGGGAGUCGCCCACCGCCCGGUGAGUCACCGCCCGGUGAGUCACCGCCGGUGAGCGACGCGGACGCGCGUUGGCGACUCGCCGUCUCCUCCGGGGGGCUCGAGGCGUACGCGGAGGCUGCGGAGGAGGUGGGUAACCGCGCGUGGGUGGUGGACGCCCUUCGAUGGUGCGCGGGGACGGCGAUGGAUUUCAUCCUCGGCGGCGGCGCGGAAUCCUUCGCCGUCAGGUCCGCGCGUCGAUCGCACUACGAGAGUUUAGGAACGAGGAUGUCGGACGAGGAGGAGGCGACGAUGCGCGCGGCGCUGCGCGAUCGAUGGCAUCGAAGGGCGCCGGUGCGCGGUGACUCACCGGUCGGCGGUGACUCACUCACGGGUGAUAAACCGACGCUGAUCGACGUCGGGUCGUGCUGGGACUACUUCCGUCGGCACGAGGACGUCUUCGACGUGCUCGCGCUCGACCUCGAGCCCAGGCGCCCGACCGUGCUCCGCUGCGACUUUCUGAACGUGCGGAUCGGCGACCCCGGGCUGGAGGAUGCUGACGUGGACGCUGGCGUGGACGCUGACGUGGACGGUGCGCUGCGUUUCCUGCCGCGGAACGCGGCGGGCGCGGUGGUGAUGUCUCUGGUGUUAUCGUACGUGCCGACGCCGAGGCAACGCGGGGAGAUGGUGCGUCGCGCGAGGGAGGUUUUGAUGGACGACGGCCGCGGCGUGCUCCUGAUCGUGACCCCGCACUCCACCGAUAAAGGUCACUGCGCGCACAAGGCUCUUCCCGUGCUGAAGGAGUGGAGAGCGUCGAUCGAGUCGAUGGGCUUUGAGCGGGUCAAGUACGAGCGGGCUCGAAGCGUGCACUGCCUCGCGUUCAGGACCGUCGGGGAGGGACCGGGGACGAAAAAGGCGGGCGAGGCGCCGCCCGUGCGCAUAGCCUUCGAUGGACCGGACUGGGAGACCAAGUCGUGA